AUGCGUGUGAUGAAUACCAUUACUGAUAAGCCAGACUGGGAUACAAAGGUCUUUGACGAAGAAAUCAUCUCUAAAUGGCGAAAUGAGAUCACCGAAAGUGGCCAAGACAUCUCAUCCAAAAUGAUGGACUAUAUCAUUAAAGAGCUGCAAUGGAAAGCAGAACUCUCUAAGAGUCAAAGCUUCAUUAAAAUCUUCGAUGCUGGCGUUGUGAAAUCUGACACUGCUAUUCCAGAGGAGCUGCGGGUGGCCUUGGUGGAUGCUGUGGCACCCUUGGAAAACAUCCCUGUUGAGAAAAAAGAUUACCAUCCUGGUUCUGAUGAUAAAGUCAUUGACUUGGUGCAUCCAUCUUUGUUCCCGCUUGUCUACGGACAUACCCGUAUCUUACCUGACCAGGUAAUCGACCUUGACAAUUGUCUUGGGACUACGGGACAAGGAGAGAUACUCGAAACUUCAGCCGAACUCCGUCGUGGCAGGCCAAUUGAAGACUAUGAGCAAUACAGCAAACGAUUUCAGUGGCUUCCUUGUGAUAUCAAAUUGAGCUCUGCGGGAGCUGAGCCCGGGUGCCAGAUUGUCUCAUAUAUCAAUAACUUGCAUCCCGUGAAACAUCGGUCACUAUAUGGGAUUAUAGAGAAAGUUAUUGCACGAGCUAUUCCCUUGUGGGAUUCGUCAUUAACCAGAAACUGGUCAAUUGAGCCACGGAUUCCAUAUAAAGAUGUUGAGUUUGAGGACAGCACAGAACCUGAACCAAUCCAAGAACAAGAUGAGGAUGACGAUGACUUCGAUGAUAGAACGAACGAGUGGGAACGGGCCCGUACCAUUAAACAACCGGAGCCUAGCGAAUUCAAGCCACAAGUUCUCUCCGAGGAAGAUCGGACUAAGAUCAACAUCUAUGAAAUCUUCGGCGAUACCGGGUUGCAGGUCAUUGUGAAAUUGGCUAAUAUCGAGCUGACGCCCGAGAAGCCAGAGUACGGCGGUGGAACGUGGCAUAUAGAAGGGCAGCUGAAUGAACGAAUUUGUGCAACCGCAAUUUACUACUAUGACUGUGAAAACAUAACCGAGAGCAGUCUCAGCUUCCGACAGCGUAUGGACGAUAACGCAUUCGACGAGGUCUCUUACGAGCAAGAAAGACACGAAUUCGUCCAGCAAGUUUACGGCAUGCCGCCUGAGUGGCAAAACCAGAGCAUUGGUCCAGUGACACAGUAUCUCGGAGGUGUCGUCUGUCGCGAAGGAAGACUUCUCGCUUUCCCAAAUAUCCUUCAGCAUCGCGUGUCUCCAUUUUCUUUGGCGGAUCCUUCGAAGCCUGGUCACAGGAAGAUUCUUGCAUUGUUUCUGGUUGAUCCUCAUAUGCGAAUUAUCUCGACUGCGAAUAUUCCCCCGCAACAGGAAGAGUGGGGUGUGGAGAAACGUGAACUGGUUCAAGGAGUAUUGUCUGGGAAACUUCCCCCGGAGUUGCAGCAGAUUAUUAGUAAAGAGGGUAUCUCGCAUCAGAUGAUGAAUAUGCAGGAGGCGAAGAAGUUUCGCGAGGAGCUUAUGGAGGAGAGGAGCAUUCAUGGUCCUGCGCAGAAUGCGGCUUUUGAGAUGGGUGAAUUCAGUCUUUGUGAACACUAG
This is a messenger RNA of Penicillium angulare, 1608 nucleotides long. RefSeq names its product DUF4246 domain-containing protein. Bases 1 to 1608 code for a protein of 535 amino acids. Lineage: Eukaryota; Fungi; Ascomycota; Eurotiomycetes; Eurotiales; Aspergillaceae. The transcript is spliced from 3 exons. The record is from RefSeq and is a predicted model, not a curated record.